UAAUCUAAAAUUGUUGAAUAGACACAUGAUUUUUAACCAAUCAGCGAGCGUAUAUUCUUUGGACUAUUUUCCAAAUAUAAGUACAUUGCCUUUAGUAUUGGAAAGGAUAAUCAGAAAGUUUGCUACACUAUGAUCAGUUCUAAAUGACACUAUUGUUUCCCAAAGAAUAAACCUCUGGGCUACAGUGGGCGCAGUUCAAAGAUGGCGGACGAUUUGUCCUAGCAGAAGUGUAUUUUGUAGCUGAGAGUAUGUAUGUAACUUUUAAAUGAUCAAGAAUCAAACUAUGGUCAUAAAAACCUGUCUAUGGAGAAGAUAGUACUCGAAAUUUGAGAGGCUUUUGAAUUAAGCUCAUUGCUGUCGUCGUUGACACUGGCGUUUUCAUGGUUUGUUCACGAAGCUUCUUCUAGUGGAUAGAAUGUUUAUACAACAGUGAGUUUUGCAGCACGUGUUCGGCUAUAACAGUAAUGUUAGUACUACACAGAAAGCUAAUUAUUUACGCGAGGAGUUGAGAUACUGAAACUCAUUUCUUGUGGAACUGAGGUUACUCAUGAAGGUAAACACGAAAACAAAUGAAUCAAGUCCAGCCGUAGACAAGGAAAACCAAUCCUUAAAGCUUUGCUCGACAGCAGCUGCAUUUGGAGCAACAGUCACGAAAGAUAGAGUAACGAAAACUGAGAUAAAAACAGAAACAAAUAUAAGUGAUGAGGACGUUGAAGUUGAUUUAGAUGUUGGAUCAAAUGACUGCUUGUAUAAUCGAGCUUCAGACUUGUUUCCUACUAAAUCUGACAAUUCGAAUCGAGAUAGUGUCAUAAGAACAGUUACAAACAAAGCUGAGGAAGAUGAUGAAGCUGAUGUAGAUGUGGGAUCAAACAGUGCUUUGGAUGAUCAAGGCUCUCAGCAAAUUAGCAUCAAGAUCUCUAGUGCAAGGACAGAAACAUUUGAGGAAAGGGCAGACAAGGAAGUAAGUGGGCUGGAAAAGGAAUCUUCUGCCAAAGGUGUCAAUAUGUGGUAUGAUCAGGUACUCGUCCAUGAUGAAGCUGAGGAUGAUCAUUACGAUCGGUUCUACUUUGAAUCUGAUCACUUGGCACUGAAAGAUAAUAAACACUAUCAUUUGCUACUGCAAACCCUGUUGGUUUUGGAAUCACAGAGGAGUCAGGCUGUAAAGGACCUUGACGUUCUCUAUCAACAGCAAGCUAAAGCUCUUCAGGAUCCUAUUAGUUUUGUGGAGAAGCUACAAAACAGGGAACAUAUAGAUCUUCCAUCUCGUCAAAAGGUAGUUAAGCUUCCGUCUAUUCCUUGGGAAGAGUAUACAGUAUCUCUGAGUACAAUAGAUAGAGAGAGAUUGAGCAAUCCCCACCUCACUAGAGCUGCCUCUAACAACCUGGGAAAAGGUAUUAAAAAAUAUUGUUAUGAUGGCAACACUUUAUCCUAGUAUCAGGGUGCUGUGAUGUGUGGAGAAGGAUAGAUAACUGUAUAAUACAUGUACAUGUAACAUAAUGAACUUGCAGAUGUUCAAAGAAAGGAGGUGUGGUAACUUAAUGGUUAGUACGCUGGACUCUGGAUUGAGUGGUCUGGUUUUGAGCCCUGGCUGGGGGACAUUGUGUGGUAUUCUUG
This is a messenger RNA of Orbicella faveolata, 1614 nucleotides long. Its product is annotated as ZZ-type zinc finger-containing protein 3-like. Gene Ontology annotation, molecular function: zinc ion binding. Lineage: Eukaryota; Metazoa; Cnidaria; Anthozoa; Scleractinia; Merulinidae. The record is from RefSeq and is a predicted model, not a curated record.